Messenger RNA from Helobdella robusta, 291 nucleotides. RefSeq lists its product as hypothetical. NCBI's taxonomy places the organism in Eukaryota, Metazoa, Annelida, Clitellata, Rhynchobdellida, Glossiphoniidae. Gene Ontology annotation, molecular function: DNA binding. The annotation marks the transcript as partial. The transcript has a single exon. The record is from RefSeq and is a predicted model, not a curated record.
GGUCAUUCUGCCGAAAAUGAUUACAUGGCACCAAACAAUGUCAAUAAAAAUGUCGAGAACAACCAAGAAUUGGACACUUUUGAGAUAACAACUAAAGUUAAAGAAGUACUUCAAUUUCAUAACCUUGGACAAAAGUUGUUUGGUGAAGCCGUUUUAGGAUUGUCACAAGGAUCAGUAAGUGAAUUACUGUCAAAACCCAAACCAUGGCAUAUGUUGAGUUUGAAAGGAAGGGAACCCUUCUUGAAAAUGCAUUUGUGGCUCCUAGACCCACUGAGUAUCAGCCGCUUGAAA